CACUUGGUGUGCGUUCCGUGUUGCGCAUGAAGCGCGUAGAGUGCACAGAAAGUCGUUCCGAGUUAGCUAUUGCGCGCUUCGAAAGCGCUUCGAGAGAGCUAUGAAUUCCCUAGAGUGUACUAACCGUACUGAAUUCUUAGCACUCCUCCCAGCGCAUUGACUGCUGCUCUUUCGACUUGAGACAGUGGAUGCGUUUGAUGCGUUCGUGCGAUCUAUGCGCUUCUUGCGUGAUUCGGAACGCACACUAUAUGUAUAUCGAAUCGGCACUGGAAUUGCUGUAAAGUGGUACGAUGGGUGAUAAAUUGCAAGAAUUUCCAGUUUUAUUAGAAAAUGAAGUCAUUAGUUUAUUUUUAAACAAAGCCGACAUUGAAAAAGCAUUAAAAGAUCAAAAAUUUUUAUUAAGUCUUAUUGAGAAGGAGCAGAGCUCCAAAGAAAAUGAUAAUCCAGAAGAUGAAAAUGUCGACAAAAACGAUACCGAGAAGAAGAUGUUUGUAUGGCCAGCCAAAGCUGUACUUUUACUACUAGAUAUGUACAGAGAAAGAGAAGAAGAUUUCUCUAAUGGUUUAAAGCGCAGCAAUAAAAUUUGGGCGGAAAUUGCUGCCCAGAUGAAAAAUUUUAACCCAGAGUAUGAAGUUACAUCAAACCAAUGUGCCACAAAAAUGUCUGGAUUAAAACGAACCUAUAAAAACAUUGUUGAUCAAAAUAAGAAGAGUGGCAAUCACAGAAGUUCGUGGGCAUUUUUCUCCUAGUAAUCUCCUAGUAAAUGAUAUGGAUGUGUUUGUAGCGUUUUCAACUGGUACGGAUUAAUCCGUUCCGGAUUUCAUCUCUCCAAUAGGAGAGCUUGUUUUAUUUAAAAUAAUAGUUUACAAAUCUAUUUAUUCUAUAGUUUUGAUCAGUUAUGAGUUUUAAGUUCUGUUUUUAAAUUUUAAAAAUUUGUUCUUAUGUUAUACUUAAUGAGCAUAUAGAUUCCAAAGAUGCAAGGAUAUUUUUUAAUGUAUUUCUUAAAGUAUUUUUUUAACGUAUUGAAGUAUUCUAAAGGUGGUUAAGAAAAAUAUUUAGAAUAAAGAAUAGUUUUAUAAGAUUAAAUGUGAUAAUAGCAAUAAUAAA
Nylanderia fulva is the source of this 1107-nucleotide messenger RNA. The record is from RefSeq and is a predicted model, not a curated record. Lineage: Eukaryota; Metazoa; Arthropoda; Insecta; Hymenoptera; Formicidae.